GUUAUUUUUAAAUAUUUAUUUCCUUAUCAUUAGCAAAAAACAUGGUAAAAAUGUUUUGCACCUUAGGAGAGCAGAACAAUCUUAUUUGCAUUCAACUGAGUAGUUUGAGUUUAUAUGAAAAAGGUGAGCGAAAAUUGUUGAAUUUUGUAGGUAGUUUUUGUUUCAACCAUUACAGCUGUAUUUUAAAAUCUUUAUAGAGAUUUUAUCUUAACUAAAAUGUAAUAUUAUUCAACCUAUUUUUACUUUAAAAUAAGAAUUAAUGUCGAAUACUUACUAAAAAUUUUAUUGUACAGUAAUUUCAAUUAGGAACUUUUAAAAGCGCGCAAUUUGGCGGGAACUUGUGAAGGGCCUGGGGAAGACAACUAAUAUCAUGGCGGAUAUAAAUACUAUCGAUGAAAAUGUCCCCGAAAGUUAGUGAAUUUCGUCCAUUUCUUUCGCACUUUUGAGUCGUAUUUGAUUUAAGGUUGUAAUAUCUGCAUCUAUGUUUUUUAUGUACCCUUGAUUUUUGUUUUGUGUUCAAUUAGAUUGCCCGGGUGUUCAGAGUGAAGGGGCUGGCAAAAGUAGUGCCUGUGCAGGCUGUCCUAAUCAGACGCUUUGUGCUUCUGGGAAAGCCAGUGGGCCCGAUCCAGGUACCGUACUAUACUAUGGUGUACCUUGAUGUACCAUGGACAUAGUGUAAUAUACCACACCAUACUGCACCAUGAUACCAUACUGUACCUUACCAUAUAUACUGUAACAUACCACGCUGUACCUUACCUUACUAUACCAUACUUUACCAAUUACCAUAAUAUAAUGUACCUACCGUAUCAAGUCAAAAUAACCCGCUGGUGAUUGGUUUGGCUUAAUUUGAAAACAUUAAAAAUAUGCCAAAGCAGCCUCGAUUUGCCUGUUCGUGCUGUAGUAUUAAGCUACAGUUUGCAUUUUGUCUUGUUACCGGCAGCUUUUGCAAAAUUUGAUGUUUUUUUCCCUAUUUUCACCUAUUAAAAUCACGAAAAUAAAGUCUCAAGAACUAUUGCCAUGACAAAAUCGAGAAAUUAAGUACAUGAGAAAUUAAGUACAAAUAAGGCACUCAGUAUUACUGACCAAACUGUACCAUGCCACUACACAAUAUUAUAUUAUACCAUACCACAGUCUAUUGUGUUAUAGUCCAUACAACACCAUGUGCACCAUUCAUAGUGACUCCAACAUAUUGCUAUGUAAGCCCACAAAGACUUUUUAUCAUUCCAGCUCUUCCAGAGAUCAAGAAACGCCUUGCGUCUGUAAAACACAAAAUACUAAUUCUCUCUGGAAAGGGUGGUGUAGGAAAGUCGACCUUAACUGCCCACUUGGGUCAUGGCCUGGCUGAAAAUGAAGAUAUACAAGUAUAAUUUUUAUACUGAAUUAUAGUUAAAGCACAAGACUUUCCUCUGAUGAUUGUCUUGCAUAACACAGUAAAAUAUCUGGUGUUAGACAGAGUCAAAUAAUAAAUAACUUUAUUAUUUGACUCUGUGUUUAUUAUUUGUUGCAGUUUAAUGGGUUAACAAGACACAUUGGUACAUCAUUUGGUUAACCCAUUACUUAAAGUGCAAGACUCUCCCCUUGAUGAGUAAAAUCAUCUGGCAUUAGACAGAGUAAAAUAAUCUGGUGUUUGAUGCAGUAAAAUAAUAAAUUAAGUAGGGCACAUUUGGUUGAAUUACAGCUCAAUGGGUUUUAUUUCAAUAAAAUAUUUUCAGAAAAAAUAAAAUUUAGAUUACUGUUUCUAGGUUGGUGUUUUGGACAUUGAUAUUUGUGGACCCUCGAUUCCUAGGGUUAUGGGUUUGGAUGGUGAACAGGUUGGACUUUUAUAUAAAACCUUAAUUUAUAUAUCCCCUAUUUACUUCUUUUUUACUGGCAUACAUUUAAUUAAGCUGACAGGUAAAGUACUGAUGUUAAUUACUUUUUUCCCAAUCAGGUUCAUCAAAGUGGUUCAGGCUGGUCCCCUGUGGUAUGUACACAUUUGCAUAUUUCUCCAGUGUUUCAUGACAUAUUAACCCAUUAAAGAGCAAUCUUGCCUUGACAAAUAAAAACAUCUGAUGUUAGACAGAGUAAAAUAUUAAACUAAACAUAAUCUACAAAAUAUGUUGUUGACCCUGACUGUACAUGCAAGGCUAAUGACCUGGUCAUAUUUUGUAAGUUUGUAGAAGAUAACCUUGCAGUAAUGUCUGUUGGAUUUCUUUUGGGCAGUCCAGAUGAUGCUGUUAUUUGGAGAGGACCAAAGAAAAAUGGUAUAUUAAGUCAAAUACAGUAGAUAAAGAAUGGAAUGCAAUUGUAUUAACAAUUGUAUUAACAAUGUUGUAACCCCAUGAAAAAGGGCAUUCAUUCAAAGCAAUGAUUUUUUUUUCUGGAACAAUUCACACCACCCCAUGUAAGACAAUAACCUAUAUUAUUAUAUGGCUUUUCAAAAUUCUCUAUUCUGAUUGGUUGACAAGCGGUCCGUAAAAACCCAUAUCCGGACCGUGGUCCGUAUUUUCCGUAUCAGGACCGGUGUCCCGGAUGUCAUUUAUCUGGCGGGAAAUUUUUGCGUUGCAAACAGAAAAAAAUUUUGCUUUUUAAUUUUCCAAUUGUGUGUCAUUAAAAUUUACAGAUGAAAAUUUCAAACAACCAAAUUGUUUUUGAUUGAGCAUGCAUGCCUACCGUAUAUUGUUACCCAGUGAAACUGAUGAUAGCCGAUUUAAUUUGCGUGAAAAGCAUAUGCUAGCUCACAGACUCAGUUCAGCCAUAUAAUAAACCGAUUAUUGACCUCGCUUGUUCGGUCUGUACUGUGAAAUAUCAGACCUCUGUUUUUUGCAUGGACCUCGCUCCUUUGUCGCUCGGUCCAUACUAAAAAACCUCAGUCUGAUAUUUCACGCUGACCUGAUAUUUCAGUACAGAUCUCACACUCGGUCAAUAAGCCGUUAUUAUGGUUUACAGUUGUGUCUGUGAAUGGUUUGAAAUUACAUGCCCUUCAUAAAUCUAUCUUUGUGUUUAGGUUUAAUAAAGCAGUUUCUACGAGAUGUUGAUUGGGGUGUUAUAGACUAUCUGCUGGUAGACACACCUCCUGGAACUUCGGAUGAACAUUUAUCAAUCGUACAAUACUUGAAGACUGUCGGUAUAACUGGAGCAGUCGUUAUAACUACCCCGCAAGUAUGUGUAGAUGAUGGUGAUGAUAAUGGUGGAACCGAUGCUGGUGGUAAUGGUAACGAUGGUGAUGGUGACGUUCAUGGUGGUAGUGUAGAUGGUGGUAAUGAUUUUGGUGAAGAUGUUGGUUGUUGUGAUGGUGGUGAAGUUGUGAUGUGUUGAUGAUGGUAAAGGUGACAACAAUGGUGAUGAUUGAAAAUACAAAGUGGACAAUAUACCUGAUGAUUCUUGCAGUUUUUCGCCUUUGCUUCAUCUCUGCCUAUAUUGUAAUCGGCUCUGCCUCUGAGCAGUUUUCUACACUUAAUCUUUUAGGAAGUCUCAUUGCUGGAUGUUCGAAAAGAAAUAAAUUUUUGUAAAAAAGUUAAAGUUCCCAUAAUUGGAGUAGUAGAGAACAUGAGUGGUUUUGUCUGUCCAAAAUGCAAGGUACCAGUAUUUGCUUUAGUAAAUUUAUGUGUGUUGGGCAUUUAUGCCUUUUGACUUUUGAGUGAAUUCACAUUUUCAAAUAACUUAAAUGGGAAAUGCAUUUGGUAAUUUUUGAGUGAUAAGCUCAAAUUUUUCCCCCUCAGAAUACAUCGCAGAUAUUCCCUGCUACGACUGGUGGUGCUGAACAGUUGGCUACAGAUAUGGAGAUACCAUUCUUAGGAAAACUACCAUUAGAUCCCAGGAUAGGUAUGCCACACAAUGUGAUACCUUACCUUAAUUAAUUACCAUACUUUAUACAGUACGUACCAUGUGGAUACCAUACCACAUUUUUCAUGUGAUAGAUGGUACCAACAAAAACAGUUAACAAAAUAAUGACAGAAACAAGAUUGUGAAUAUGAAAUCAUCUCGUGUUUAGGAAAAUGCUGUGAUGAGGGCAAAUCAUUUUUAACACAAGUACCAGACUCGCCUGCUGCCAAAUGCUAUAAAGAAAUUAUACAAAGUAAGUAAAACAAACCAGCUAGAACACUAUAUGUUUAUACACAUGCAGAUUUAGCACAAAAAUACAAAAAUCUGAACCUAUGCAUUCUUACAAUGUAAUUGAGGAACAGUUUCUAGUACCAUAAUUUUUUUUUAUUUCAUAGAAAUUGUGGAUUACUGUUCGUCGCACGAAAACGGAAUUGCGUGAUUUGUGAGAAUAUUCGGGGCGAUACUUAAGUGAAAACUUGGAGAGAAUGCGAAAACCUAAAGCCAAACGGUUCGGCUCUUUGCAGUUUCACUAAACGAGACCGUCAUGAAAUAAUUGGAUUUAAAACUACUAGUAGUAGAAUGUAGAGUCACAAUGACAUAUACUUCAUGAUAAACUUCAUUUAAAAACCUAACAAUAAUCAAUAUAUUUCAAAAUAUAAUUUCAUUAACACAUUGAAUAAUUUGAUUGAUUAUAUUAUAUUGACAUUAUUGUCCGAUGAGUCACCAGAUUUAUUUAAAUAAAUACUUUUCCCAAG
Molecule: messenger RNA, 4559 nt
Organism: Paramuricea clavata
Lineage: Eukaryota; Metazoa; Cnidaria; Anthozoa; Malacalcyonacea; Plexauridae
Source: the annotation of a GenBank genome assembly